UUUAUAUAUAUAAGUCAAUUCAUUUUAGUCAAAUAAGAUUUAAUUUUAUUUUAUUAUCUUCCUUAAGCGCGAAAAUCCAAAAAAUCGUCCAAAUAAAAAUACUUUGUGUACUUUCUGCCCAAAAUGAAAUGUUGGAAUCGGUUUCAUACACAUUUUGUCCUUAUUUAAAGGAAGUUUUUUACAUUUUCUUUUUCCUUGGAAGACUUCAAUAUUAAUAUUUUUGGCAUACAAUUUUUGCCAAGUGCAGCGAGGCUAGAGGGAAUCGAGUGUGGCAGCGAAAGAACAGUAACAUCGACAACUAUUGCCAAUUAGCGGCAACAUGCAAAGCGCAUUUGCAUUGAACCUGGAGCUCUCUGUUCUGCCUGCUGGCGAUGACACCGUUGGCAACAACUGAGCACUGAGCUGGAAAACGUAAUCAGUUCAAGUCGCGGUACGAGAUUAGCUGCAGGUAAGGUAUAAGGUACAAAGGUAUAAAGUAUAUGCCCCCCAGCCAUCCGCCCAGCUAAUUGAGCUCUUCAGUUACAAUAUGCGGCAAUAAAUUCUGGAUUUUUGCAUACCUGCCCGCUGGGACAUGGGCUUGGAAAAGCCGGGAAAUGCAGAUCGAACUACCUGACUGACUUAAAAGUCGCCCGCACACGCACUGAUUGCGUCAUUUGGCCUCAAACCAGCGACGAGAGCGUUUCGAUUUGCAUAGCAGCCAAAGGAACCAGAGACGAGAAGAUACAUUUUAGCAGAAAUGCCAGACUAUUCGAGCAGCGGCAACUCCCAGAGGGCUGAGAAAUCCGUGAGCUAUGCCUUGUAUCUCCAUCGGCGGGAGUUGGGGCGCCCCAAACGGCGGCUGAUGCGCAUCUGCAGCACCAAGUUGCAGCUGACGAAUGAGCUCAUCCAGCUGCAGCAGCGACGUCAAUGGGAGACGGCCUUUGACCUCGAGUUCGACGCGGAGGCCAGUUCCCAGCAGAUGAAUGCCCUGGACCGGGAACGCGAGUACCGCGACAGGUUGCAGAACAAUAUGCGGCGGCAACUCGAGAAGCAGCAGAAACGCAAGCGAAAGUAUCUCCAGGAAAUCGGCAAGCUAUAGGCUAUAGUCUAUGGUCUAACGCGGAAGUCAUUAAUUUAAUUGAGGACCAUAUUUAGUGAUUUUAAGAACGUGAUAACUUGAAUAGACAACCAAGAAAAUCAAGACUCUUUACUACACACUUAUCUAAACUCUCAUCUAAAGAUGAUUGUUUAGAAAUAAAAUUUUUUGUGAUAUAAAAAAUAACAUUAAGAUUUUAAAUAAAAUGCAAUAUAAUUUUGUAUACAAACAUAUAAUUAAUUUUUUUAGUCUUGAUGAUUUCUAAUCAUCAUUAUUUCAAACCAAAUAAGGCUUUUCUUUGUUUUUCAAUUUAAAGAAUUUGCCAUAUGUGUGCAAAGCCAAUUAGGAAUUACUUAAGAAAAAUUGGCACCUUGAGAAACAUAUUCUUAUUCCCAUGGAGACAUUUUUUUUCAAAUCUAGGCCAGUGACUUUAGGCUAGUUUUAGCCAACCGAAAUAAAGUACCAUAAAUCAGCAAAAACCCGUGUCCCUGUGCGACUCCCACAACUCAAGAGAUUGGGACUGAGACAAGCAAGAGUGUUUGACUUUUGACACUCUUUCCUAGGCGGUAAAGGUGGAAACGACUGUCAAGUGCAGGAUAAAGUGCAACAUGAUGACCGAAUGGCGACUUAAACAUACCUAGUAAUAAACUUUGCAUACUAAUAUUUACCAGAUAAAAUAUAAUUAUAUUUCCCUCAAACAACCACUAUAAAUAUAAAGCAAUAAAUUUAAUAUUUAUUAUCCAGUUUGUUGUUUGUUUGCUGACAGCAGAAAAGUUAACUCGAAAACUAUUAUAUUUACAUUGCAAUUAUACUUUAAAGAAUCAUUAUUAGUCAAUGCCAUAAGCUAUAAAUUAUCAAAAUAACUAUUUUAUCUCUUAAUACACAGAAUAAAGCCUUAUUUUUAUUUUGAUGUGAAAAUUUAAGUCAGAGGAAAGAAUAUAAAAUGUUGUUUUGAUUUAA
Messenger RNA from Drosophila elegans, 2035 nucleotides. RefSeq lists its product as uncharacterized. NCBI's taxonomy places the organism in Eukaryota, Metazoa, Arthropoda, Insecta, Diptera, Drosophilidae. The record is from RefSeq and is a predicted model, not a curated record. Bases 737 to 1078 code for a protein of 113 amino acids. The transcript has a single exon.